UCUGGAGACACAACUUUCCAGUGAGGUUCAUUCUUUGAAAUCCAUAACUAAGCUGCAAUGAAAAUAACUAGCAUAUUCCUUCUGGUUGCGGUGGGGAUCUUCUGUUCCUCAGGCAACGCAGAAGACGGUGGUGAUGCCAAUGAAGGGAUAGAGCCAUCUUGUGAGCAGUAUAACUUACCAGGCUGCCCUAAAAUACUUGACCCCAUCUGUGGCACUGAUGAUGUGACCUAUCCCAAUGAGUGUAUCUUGUGUCUGGAGAAUCGGAAUAUGGGAGUACACACCAGAAUUAAGAAUCAUGGCGAUUGCUGAGAGAUACACUAUGCCACCUGGAGAACUCCAAUGUGGACUGUUGAGGCAUCGCUGAGGAAAACAUGCAGAGACUAUAACUGUUUGUCAAUGAUCUCCUGAAUUUUAUAGUCAAUAAA
This is a messenger RNA of Pogona vitticeps (central bearded dragon), 425 nucleotides long. Its product is annotated as trypsin inhibitor ClTI-1. The record is from RefSeq and is a predicted model, not a curated record. Lineage: Eukaryota; Metazoa; Chordata; Lepidosauria; Squamata; Agamidae. Gene Ontology annotation, molecular function: protein binding.